Molecule: messenger RNA, 1067 nt
Organism: Neohortaea acidophila
Lineage: Eukaryota; Fungi; Ascomycota; Dothideomycetes; Mycosphaerellales; Teratosphaeriaceae
Exons: 1
Coding region: 132-914 (260 amino acids)
Source: RefSeq, a predicted model, not a curated record
CGUACACCAGCGACAUCAUCGAGAUGGAAGAUCCGGGGUGGUCGAGCACUGGCACGGAUAGACAGAGUUGGAAGAAGGCUAGUACGGUUUCCCAUCUAUCUCAGCCACCAGUCGAGUAAUCUCGCAAUUUGAUGAAUAUCAACGUCUGCCAAAACACCUCUCCGAAUCUCAAGAAAAUCAACUUGCACCCCCCCGCCGCCGGAACGAGCAAAGAGCGGCUUCUCAUGCCCAUCCAGUCUUCCGUUAUCGACGGAGCGAGCACACACUCUGAACGCCGCACGACGAGGACGGUGAAGAAGUGUGGUGCAGACCUCCCGGAGAAGCCAAAAAACGACGCAAGAACGAGCUCAAGGCCAACGUCGAGAAGGCCGCGCUACCGGAUGCUGAGGAGGAUGCAAUGCCAGUCUGGGCAAGGCAGUGGUCCACUCACCCAGGGUUGGCUUUUACCAAAGUGUCCUCGUCUGCACAUACCAGUCUGCCUCCGAGAUCUUGCCCAGGACCCGUGCGUCCCCCAUGACACUCCCGGAGAAGGCCUUGGAGCAGUUGCUCUACGGCUUCCGCGCGGCCCUGAGCGACCUCGACAAGGUCAUCCAUCGCCCAAAAGAAGAGGGCAAGAAGAGAAAAGUCAUGGCCUACACCAUGAUGCCCAAGACCGCGCACAUCUAUUACAACAUCCUGUGCUUCAUGGACGUUCAUGCCGUUCUCCCCACGACCAAGCAAAGCUUUUCCGAGCGCGCCGACAUUGUUCACGACUUCAACGACACGGAUGCGGUGUAUGUGCUCGUCUCCACCUACGCGCUCAACAUGGCGGGAUUAACUGCCAUGAGCGAUGCUCCGUUGUGCAGUGCCUGGAGCCAGCGUACAACCUUCCCUCCGAAGCCCAGGCGACUUACCGUGUGCGCCGCAUUGGGUAGAACGAGCCUCAGCUCGUUUUGAAGUACUUUCAACACGAAAGCUACAUGGUGGACUGUCAUUGGCUCAAUGGCGCAUUAGGCGGGAGCCUGAAAGAUGAUUUUGAUUGCAUCAGGCGCACUACAUGCACUUCCACAGACUCAGGUGACUAGAUG